ACGACAAGUCAGACUACCAAAGCCAUAUAUUAAAGGAGGAAGAAAACGAACUUCGUAAUUAAUAAAUAGUAAAUAAGACGUACAAAAUAAGAAUUUGUAUAGUUCAUAAUAAAUAUAAUGUAGUGUGUAAUAUUACUUGUUAUAGUAGUUUAUGAAAGUUUAUGUGAAAUUGGUAUAAAACGAGAAAGAACGUAAAAGUUGGAAGGAGGAGAAGCGAUACCAUCCUAUCCUAACAAGAAUAUUCAAUCGCAUUUGUUAGGAAAAAAAAAAAGAAAAGCAAAUAUGAUGGACGCACGAAGACGCGAGAGAGAGUUAAUAGGAAUGCGUGGGGUUCCGGAAGCUUGGAGCAAGUCACCUACGCGAAUAGAAUAUAGUUCAGACGAAGAGGACGAAGAUGUAACUAAACACAAUGGUAACAUUUCACCAAAAGACGGCAAAAGGAAGAAACAUGAUUUGAAGAAGAAGAAGAGUAAGAAAUUAAAGAGAGAGAAGAAGGAGAAGAAAGCUAGGAAAGAGAAGAAGGAAAAGAAAAGAAAGAAGAAGAAGAAGAAGAAAGCAAAGGACACAGACAGUAGCACCGACGACAGCGGCAGUAGCGGUGACGAAGAAGUCUGGGUAGAAAAGACUGCGAUUACCAGUAAGCCGAAACCUAGGAGGGACUCCAGUUCGGACGAUAGUGGAGACGACGAUGGGAUUGGACCUGUGCCUAAGCCACAUGUAACUCUGUCCGCGAAAGAUUUCGGCAAGGCUUUAUUGCCUGGUGAAGGUGCGGCAAUGGCGGCUUAUGUGGCUGAGGGCAAACGUAUACCCAGAAGAGGCGAGAUCGGUUUGACCUCAGAGGAGAUCGCCGCUUACGAGUUGGUCGGUUACGUCAUGAGUGGUAGCAGACAUCGUCGCAUGGAAGCGGUUCGUAUUCGUAAGGAAAACCAGAUCUAUUCCGCCGACGAGAAACGUGCGCUGGCGAUGUUCAGCAAGGAGGAGCGGCAAAAGCGGGAGAAUCGUAUACUUGGGCAGUUCAGGGAGAUGGUUAAUCAAAAACUGGCGCAAGAGCAGAANAUAUAU
Molecule: messenger RNA, 1062 nt
Organism: Dinoponera quadriceps
Lineage: Eukaryota; Metazoa; Arthropoda; Insecta; Hymenoptera; Formicidae
Product: UPF0396 protein CG6066
Exons: 4
Biological process (GO): regulation of gene expression
Cellular component (GO): nucleus
Molecular function (GO): chromatin binding
Source: RefSeq, a predicted model, not a curated record